Molecule: messenger RNA, 251 nt
Organism: Geodia barretti
Lineage: Eukaryota; Metazoa; Porifera; Demospongiae; Tetractinellida; Geodiidae
Source: the annotation of a GenBank genome assembly
CGACACCACCUGAGCCGACAGAGAAAAUCAACCUGCCAGCUACUGUAUUGAUGUUUGUACAACAACAUGAUGUGUGUACAGCAGACGGUUGCGUGUACGGCAACGAUAAUUCCCCAUGGCUUAGACUGAUGUGUGUGCAGAAAAUUAACAUUAAUACGUAAGAGACAAGCAAACCAAUGGAGAGCUACAUAUAUUAUACCCACUUGCAAAACUUUGUACGUGUGGAUGUUUUGGACUGCAGUAGUAACAAC